UUCACCCUCUUGUGUCACGGCAACAAAGUGAAACCUCUAAAACGUAAAUAAAAACAAACGUCGAGUGUGGAAGUGAAAAUUUUGGUCAUCGUAGCAAUCCGCGAUGUUCCGUUGAAAAUGAGUGACCGCAAUCCGGGCCAGGGCACCAGUUCCAGCACCAGCAGUAGUUCCGCCGCCAUCAACAAACGUCCCCGACUGCUGUCCUUCCAAGGCCCCUCGGAUCACGCCCCAGUGGACGGAGCGCCGAUGGCCGCAGGGCCCUCGUCGAGUUCGCUGGAGGAAAUCAACGCGCGGCCUGCGGGCCGUCAUCCGGAGAUGGCCCCGGAUCUGGCCAGCUGGCAGGAAGCGCAAAUAGCCGCCUGCAUCGAGGACAACACAAUCAAUCUGGUGCUGGAGCAGUAUCUGAGCUUUUUCGAGGCUCGGCACAACGGCGUCGAGGAGGCGGAAAUGAUGGUCCAGGCCCAGGCGGCCGAGCUGGAACACGAGCAGGAGGUGGAGAACCGUGCAAUAAUGGCGGCGAUAAACGAGCGGGGUCUGCAGCCAGCGGCCGUGGCCAUCGAGGAGGACGUGGCGGAGCCGGAGCUGGUUCCGGUGCCGGCGAUGGACGUUGAUCCCCAGCAGCAGCAGGGUCAGGGUAUCGAUCUGCUCGAGUCGGCCGUUGUGGCGGCGAUCCAGGAGAAGGGUCUCCAGAUUGGUGGCCAGAUGGAGGAAGACGACGGCGAUAUUGACGGAAGCUAGUGGGUUUAUGACGUCCCGUCGUAGCUCAAGCAUCCUAUUGUGAGUUGUGUAGAAAGAGGCGUUUUGCGGCACUCAACAACACCCGGCGUAGUUUGUAGUUUCUCAAAUGCAUUAUCUAUUUGUAUUGUGUAAGUUCCCAACCCCCAUCUCACCUGGUAAGAGCGCUGCUUGACUUUUACGAGGUCUCUGAAAUAUAAUGAAUAAUAUAUGAAACCCAAUGAAAAGUAUGAACGUUAGAUUUAGUAUCAAAUAAAAGUCGUACUAAAAGCAAUAAA
Messenger RNA from Culex pipiens pallens (northern house mosquito), 1013 nucleotides. RefSeq lists its product as uncharacterized. NCBI's taxonomy places the organism in Eukaryota, Metazoa, Arthropoda, Insecta, Diptera, Culicidae. Bases 118 to 738 code for a protein of 206 amino acids. The record is from RefSeq and is a predicted model, not a curated record. The transcript has a single exon.